UCAGGACCCUGACAGUUUGUGAAAUAAAUAUUGGGAAACUGCGAGAUGCAAAAAACGACAUUCUACGACAACUGCACGCUAUUCGGUGGAUACACAUAUCAGGGAGCAAACGGUUUCAGCUAUGAAGUGGCGCAGGAACCAUACCCACCAUCUUCUCACGUUGAAAGUGAUUUCCAGAGGUCGGCGUGUUCCAUGCAGCCAGCUGGCACCAGCGGUCCGCAUGCCAAACCUAAAGACAUCAAUGGGAGCUGCAUGCGUUCGAACCACCCCGAGCACCGCCAACCUCCACCUGUCUCACCUCCCCAAAACCCCAGCAGCAACUCGACACAGCCAGGCACCAGCAAGACUCUGCCCAAGUCUACACACUCCUCCACACCCAAUCUCACCAAGCAGAUAUUCCCGUGGAUGAAAGAGACACGGCAAAACUCCAAGCAAAAAAAUAACAGCAGCCCCAGCUCAGCUGAAAAUGUCAGUGGGGACAAAAGCCCGCCAGGAUCAGCCUCCAAGAGAGCGCGCACCGCCUACACCAGCGCGCAACUAGUGGAGUUGGAAAAAGAAUUCCAUUUUAACCGUUACCUUUGCAGACCUCGAAGAGUGGAGAUGGCGAAUCUCCUCAACCUCAGUGAGCGGCAGAUCAAGAUUUGGUUCCAGAACCGCAGGAUGAAGUACAAAAAGGAUCAGAAGAUUAAAGGCAUGGUGAGUUCUUCAGGAGGACCGUCGCCGACUGGAAGCCCCACGCUCUCCGCGCAAGGCCCGGCCGGGUUCGUAAAUGCCAUGCAUCCACUCGUCAACAAUUCUGCCUACGACGACCCUUCGCCACCACCCCUGCCGCCACCGCCGCCUUUCAACAAACCUCAUCAGAACGCUUACGCCAUGACCAUGAGUUACCAAAACCCAAUGAAAAGCUGCUCGAGUCAGCAACAGAAAAGAUAUCCUGGAACAGCUCCAGAAUAUGAUCCCCAUGCACUACAGGGGAAUGGCAAUUAUGGGACACCAAACAUGCAGAGUAGUCCAGUGUAUGUUGGCGGGAAUUAUGUGGAUUCCAUGUCCGCCUCAGGGCCUUCUCUCUUUGGCCUCAAUCACCUCUCUCACCCUGCCUCCACCAGCAUGGACUACAACAGUGCUGCCCAGAUGACUCCUGGCCAACAUCAUGGACCUUGCGAUACACAUCCAACCUACACAGACCUUUCAUCACAUCAUCCUUCUCAGGGAAGAAUUCAGGAAGUUCCCAAACUGACCCAUCUGUAGCAGGUGCAAGUGGGGGAACUUGACUGGGGAAAAGUAAAUAACAUUAUCAUUUCCUUUUUCUCAUUACUCCUCUUUGAUCUGUUCUCCUCUUUGUGUCUUCUUAUCCAUGUAUGCUGGCUUAUAUGUUGCUUAUAUUGUCCCCUCACCAAACCUGCCCUCCUAUGUAGAUUAUGCUUGCUCCAUCCCUCCCU
Molecule: messenger RNA, 1439 nt
Organism: Leucoraja erinaceus (little skate)
Lineage: Eukaryota; Metazoa; Chordata; Chondrichthyes; Rajiformes; Rajidae
Gene: hoxb3a
Product: homeobox B3a
Exons: 2
Coding region: 46-1248 (400 amino acids)
Biological process (GO): regulation of transcription by RNA polymerase II
Cellular component (GO): nucleus
Molecular function (GO): DNA-binding transcription factor activity, RNA polymerase II-specific; RNA polymerase II cis-regulatory region sequence-specific DNA binding
Source: RefSeq, a predicted model, not a curated record